AAUCUGUCAGCAGCCAAACAGACAGGUGAAAUAACCGUCAGGGUGCACACACUUUUUUUUUUUUUUUUUUUUAAACCUCUAUAUCUGUUUCGUUUAAUAUGUUCAUGUAGUUGGGUCCUUUAUUAAUUGUUUUUCCCCGAAGCGUCUGCGCUACAAGAAAGAGUUUCAGAAAACAACGAAGAAGGCUCCGCGCUGGUGAGGUCGCUUAAGUUUCACGGUGUGUGGGUCUAUUUUUAACAAAGGGAAACUUGUUCUGCGUAUUUGUCUUGGAGGACCUGCAGCCGAGUGCGUUGGUUCGGACACAAACCACUUGGCUUUGCAACUGGCAGCGGAUGAAACUUUUAUUUUGUAGGAGGACGUGAACACACCUCUUCCAGAUGGACAAGAUGACCGCUAAACAGAAACGGCACAAGUCAUCUAAAAAGGAGAAGUGCUACGACCCCAACGAUCCCACGCUGAGAUUUGUUGAUGGAGAUGAUGAUAUGGACUUUUUGUGUGAGGAUUACAAGUCUCGGAGAGCACUGAUGUCCUGUGGUCAUUCUGUCACCCCCAUGUCCCUCACCAACUGGUGCCGCUAUUUGCUGGAUAAGGGUGAGAGCUCAUUCGUGUGUGGCCAAACGGGCUGCAAUGCCGUGUGGCCAUUCGACGAGGUCUGUAAAAUGGCUCUUCUCACUCCUGAAGAAAUUCAUUACUUCGAAGAUACGCUGUUCCAUCGAGUUGCCAAGGACUACCUGGACGUCAAAUCCUGUCCUGGCUGCAAGUCCUCUGUGAUACGCACGGAGCUCGACAACCUGCGGGUCUGCUGCACGAUAUGCUCAGCUGACAAAGACAGGACGUAUGAAUUCUGCUGGCAGUGCCUGAAGGAAUGGAGGCGUCCGUCUCAGUGUACAGACCGCUGCGCAAAUGACGGCUGCUUCAACAAGUCACUGGAAGUUCUGAGAACCUGCCCGGGAGCCGUCUUUAGGGAUGUGAAGGGGGUCGCCGGCUGCCCCUCCGUCCGUGCCUGUCCCACCUGUGGCUUCCUGGUGGAGCACAACAAAGCUUUUUGUAAAAGCCUUGUCUGUCCCAGAUGCAAAGUGAAGUUCUGUUUUGUGUGCUUGAAGCUCUUUGAGGACUGUUUAAAGUCUAGUCCACCUUACGACCCUUGCUCCACCGGUGUAGCCCCCAGGCAGACCUCCAUACCCGUCUGGAGGAAAUAACCUAAGGUCGAUGUUGUCUUUAGUUUGUUUAACGCUGCGGUUCAGAAAGUAUAUCUGAUGUAUUUUUAAAAUCUGUUUGCCGGAAACUAAGAUAACAUGGCCCUUAAUCUGAUUUAGUAACACAAACAAAUCUAAUCUAUCGCCAUGUAGUUAAAACGUAGGUUUCUUAUCAAUCUAUACUGUGAGUUUUGUACAUAACAACUUAUGUCACCAAAUGCCUGUUUUAUUUCAACAUCAUUACCAUAAUGAUAAUAAUCCCGUUAUAGAUACAUACUGUAUAUACUGUGAGACUCAGUAUCACAAACAUUAA
Messenger RNA from Mugil cephalus (flathead mullet), 1509 nucleotides. Its product is annotated as probable E3 ubiquitin-protein ligase ARI7. Gene Ontology annotation, molecular function: zinc ion binding. The record is from RefSeq and is a predicted model, not a curated record. The transcript is spliced from 4 exons. Lineage: Eukaryota; Metazoa; Chordata; Actinopteri; Mugiliformes; Mugilidae. The coding region runs from base 378 to 1199 and encodes 273 amino acids.